UUUAUUAAUAAUAAUAGUAUGAAACAUUUGACGUUAGUUAUGAAACGUGUUAGUCUAUUUGUCAUAAGUUAUUGGUGUGAAAACUCCUUUUCUGUUUGAUCGCACAGAGCCCAACAAAAAUUCUACACAUGAAUCAUGAUGAUGAUAUUUUGAGUGCAUGUAAUUAAAAGUAGUGGGUGCAUCAAAAAGCAUAUUUGGUGGAAAAAAUGACACCACCCCAAGCACUAUACUCUACCAGAACGCUUAUAUAUAUUCAAUCGUUUUGGUUUUGCCAUUCACACUUCACGAUUAAGAGUAGACUGAUCAAAUUCAAGAUCCUUGUUUCACUCUUACGUAUUUCAUAUCACCAAAAAAGUCAUGACUACUUGUUUUCCUAGACUCUGUUGUGCACUUCUCCUGCUCUUGCUCCAUGCUGCAGAAUCCAUUCUCGGAUUGAACAAUAGCACAGAAAUAAAGUGCAUUGAGAGGGAGAGACAGGCACUCCUCAACUUCAAACAUGGCCUUAUAGAUGACUAUGGCGUGCUAUCCACAUGGAGCAAUGAAGACAACAGUCGAGAUUGUUGCAAAUGGAAAGGCAUUCAAUGCGACCAUCAAACAGCUCAUGUAACCAUCCUUCGUCUCCGUGGUUCGGAUACACAAUUUUUGAGAGGUGCACUCAAUAUCACUCCAUUGUUUGCCUUGCAAAAUAUUCAACAUUUGGAUCUCAGCAACAAUUUUUUUGAAUGGAGUGACAUCCCACAACUCAUGGGCUCACUAACCAACUUAAGAUAUCUCAAUCUCUCCUAUUCUGAUUUUGGUGGCAGCAUUCCUAUCCAACUUGGAAGCCUUACGUAUUUAAGGUAUCUAGAUCUCAGUCAUAAUAAUCUUGAUGGGAAAAUCCCUUCUCAACUUGGAAAUUUGUCACAGUUGAAGUACCUUGAUCUCAUUGGAAAUUUAUUUUCUGGAACACUCCCUUUCCAUGCUGGAAAUCUUCCUUUCUUGCACACUUUUAGGGUUGAUGGCAAUCUUGAAGUCAAACCUAAGGAUGCACAAUGGCUCUCUAAUCUCCAUUCCCUAAAAAAUCUUGCCAUGUAUUAUUUACAAAAUCUUGACUGGUUACAAACGAUUACUUUUCCAAAUUUAAAAGAGUUGAGGCUAGUUCACUGUUCUCUUUCAGAUACCCAAAUUCAUUCUCUGUUUUAUUCACCUUCCAACUUUUCCAAUUCUCUUAUGAUCCUUGACCUUUCUGAUAAUAUGCUCACAUCCUCAACAUUUCAAUUACUGUCUAACUUUAGCCUUAAUCUUCAAGAGCUUUAUCUUUCUCAAAAUAACAUUGUUUUCUCAUCUCCUGUCCACUCAAACUUUCAUUCUCUUGUGAUCCUUGACCUUUCUGAUAAUAAUAUCACAUCAUUUGAAGCUACUUCCAUCUUAGCUUCAAAACUUCAAAAUCUUUAUUUGUCAAGUUGUGGUCUAAGUGAUGAUAACUUUCUCAUCUCAGCUAUUUCAAUUACGAAUUCUUCAUCUUCACUUACCUCGCUUGAUCUCUCCUCAAAUAUGUUGAAAUCAUCAUCCAUAUUUUACUGGCUCUUCAACUCCACUACCAAUCUUCGUACACUUCAACUUUAUAAUAACAUGUUGGAAGGUCCCAUUCCAGAUGGAUUUGGAAAAGUAAUGAACUCUCUUGAAGUUCUUCACCUCCAUGGUAACAAACUGCAAGGCGAGAUUCCAUCUUUCUUUGGGAACAUCUGCACAUUGAAGAGUUUAAUCCUCUCCAAGAACAAGUUGAGCGGAAAAUUUUCUAGCUUCUUUCAGAAUUCAUCAUGGUGCAACAAGCACGUGUUUCAGAUUUUGGAUUUAUCCUCUAACAACAUUACAGGAACAUUACCUAAAAGCAUUGGAUUGCUAUCUGAGUUGGAGUACUUGUUAUUGGAUGGAAAUUGCUUGGAGGGUGACGUCACUGAAUCCCAUCUUUCCAGUUUUUCCAAAUUAAGGUACUUAUCUUUGUCAAAUAACUCAUUGUCUGUAAAAUUUGUCCCUACUUGGGUUCCACCUUUCCAGUUACAAAAUUUGGGACUAAGAUCUUGCAAGUUGGGUCCUAGUUUUCCUAGUUGGCUCCAUACUCAAAGUUCGUUAAGUGACCUCGAUAUUUCCGACAAUGGGCUUAAUUACGUACCGGAUUGGUUUUGGGACAACUUGCAAAAUAUGAGAACAUUGAAUAUGUCUCACAACAAUCUCAGUGGUCCGAUUCCUAAUAUAUCAUUGAAGCUUCACUAUGCACCAUCGGUAAUUCUAAAUUCAAAUCAGUUUGAAGGCAAAAUUCCAUCAUUUUUACUACAAGCGUUUGAUUUGAGGCUUUCUAACAACAAAUUCUCAGAUUUGUUUUCAUUCAUAUGUAACCAAGGCAACUCCGAAAUGUGGACUUUAGAUUUGUCAAACAAUCAAUUGAAGGGACAGCUCCCUGACUGUUGGACAUCUGUUGAUGGGUUAUGGUAUCUUGAUUUAAGCAACAAUAAAUUGUCAGGAAGGAUUCCUUUGUCUAUGGGCAGCCUUGUUGAAUUGAAAGUCUUGGUUUUACGAAACAAUAACCUGACAGGUGAAUUAGCUUCGACUUUGAAGAAUUGCAGCAAUUUAAUUAUGUUGGAUGUGGCUAAAAAUAUGUUGUCCGGCGCCAUACCAUCAUGGAUUGGAAAAAUUAUGCAACAGUUGAUAAUCUUGAACAUGCGAGAGAAUCACUUUUAUGGGAAUCUUCCCAUUGAACUCUGUUAUUUGAAGUAUAUUCAAUUAUUGGAUCUUUCGAAUAAUAUGUUAUCAAAAGGAAUUCCAUCAUGCUUAAAGAAAUUGACUGCCAUGUCUAAAAAGGGCAUCCACACACGUGGCACUCUAAAUGGUAUGUAUUUGAUAUAUAUCCCUUAUAGUAAAAUUUAUGACUAUUUUGUUGAGGAAGAGUAUUCCUUUAACAUAAGCUUGAUAUGGAAAGGUGUGGAACAGAGGUUCAAGAAUCCAGAGUUAAUUAAGGGCAUUGAUCUUUCAAGUAAUAAGUUAACGGGUGAAAUACCAAAAGAGAUUGGAUAUUUGGCUGGGUUAGUUUCUUUGAACUUAUCAAGAAAUAAUCUGAGUGGAAAAAUUCCUUCAGAGAUAGGAAAUUUAAGUUCACUGGAAUCCCUUGACUUAUCAAGAAAUCAAAUCAGUGGAGGAAUUCCUCUUCCUCUAUCCGAAAUUGACAAUCUAGGCAAAUUAGACUUGUCACACAAUUUUCUUUCUGGAAGAAUCCCAUCAGGAAGACAUUUUGAAACCUUCGAUGCAUCUAGUUUUGAAGGAAAUAUGUACCUUUGUGGUGAGCAACUUAACAAAAGUUGUUAUGGAGACGGAGAUCAAACAACAGGAAAACUUUCGGAAGCGGAAGCAAUAAAUGAUGAUGAAGAUAGUGUUUUCUAUGAGGCAUUGUACAUGAGCAUGGGGAUUGGAUACUUCACUGGAUUUUGGGGCUUAUUAGGACCAAUACUACUUUGGAGUUCUUGGAAAAAUGCUUAUCUGGACUUCUUAAACAGAUUGACAAUCGGUAUGUAUGAACAAUGUGGCAAGUGUAGGUGACCUGAUUGCAGGAAAAAGGCUAUUGCAGUUGUACUAGGCACUUCUGAUUGAUCUCGGAAGAAGGAAAGCACCGUUGAUAGCCAUGUGUGUGAAGUUUAUACCAUCACUUGACUGAUGAAUAUGUACAUCUCCUUUUUGUUUGCAAUUGUGAUAAAAAGUUACAAAUAUUCUGAAAAGAAUUAUAAAUAA
Messenger RNA from Vigna unguiculata (cowpea), 3759 nucleotides. Its product is annotated as receptor-like protein EIX2. NCBI's taxonomy places the organism in Eukaryota, Viridiplantae, Streptophyta, Magnoliopsida, Fabales, Fabaceae. Gene Ontology annotation, molecular function: protein binding. The record is from RefSeq and is a predicted model, not a curated record.